Akanthomyces muscarius is the source of this 2415-nucleotide messenger RNA. RefSeq lists its product as uncharacterized. Gene Ontology annotation, molecular function: nucleic acid binding; nucleotide binding; 3'-5'-RNA exonuclease activity. The coding region runs from base 1 to 2415 and encodes 804 amino acids. The transcript has 3 exons. Lineage: Eukaryota; Fungi; Ascomycota; Sordariomycetes; Hypocreales; Cordycipitaceae. Gene Ontology annotation, biological process: nuclear polyadenylation-dependent snRNA catabolic process; nuclear polyadenylation-dependent antisense transcript catabolic process; histone mRNA catabolic process. The record is from RefSeq and is a predicted model, not a curated record. Gene Ontology annotation, cellular component: nuclear exosome (RNase complex); nucleolus.
AUGGCGGCACCUCAGGACUUCAAGUCGCUGCAGGACGGGGUCCAAAAGUCUUUGGUCUCCACCGUCAAGUACGCCAACCGAAUCGCCAACGAGGAUCUCAGCUUCCAACGGACCGUCAACCCGGACGCCGCUGAGCAGCUCGACGAAAAGUCAUCGCGCCUCCUUCAUCUCUCCACGCGCCUUUUGCAGUCUGCUGCGCGUGCCUGCGGUGUCACUGCCCCGAAGCUCGAGGAUGCCGAGGAUAUAGACUUAAAUUGGCAGGGCGUCGUCGAUGUCGUCGAUUCCGUCCUCGAAAAGGCCGACACGGCCCUUGACGAAUAUACCGGGCUCAUCAAGCGCAAGGAACCACCCUCAGGUACUUCCUCCAAGGCAAAGAGAACAAAAUCCACGAACAAGGUUAUCCGAAAUGCAAACGUCGGCAAGCCCCAAAAUCUCUUCGAGUUGCAGCCUGACAAUUACCCCACUGGCCCAUGGAAGCCUAUUCUUACAAAGAAGCCUCAUGCCCUCGUGCCUUUGGAGAAGAGUCUCAUCACAUUCACCGACGAAGACGGCUCUACACAAUACAAACACCCAUACGAACCUGAAAUUCUUCAAAUGAGCUACCCCGACAGCGCUUACAAAGUAGCUGAUCCUAUCCCAUGGCAGCCCGUCGAGACAACCACUGCGAUAUGGGUGGAUACAUACGAGGGCGUCCUGGACAUGCUCCGGGAGUUGAAGAAAGCAACGGAGAUUGCUAUUGAUCUCGAACAUCAUGAUUUCAGAACAUACACAGGUCUAGUUUCCCUCAUGCAGGUUAGCACCCGGCAGCAGGACUGGAUCGUCGACACUCUCCAACCUUGGCGCCAUAAGCUCGAGGUACUCAAUGAGGCUUUUGCGGAUCCUUCGAUCGUGAAAGUAUUCCACGGGGCCUACAUGGACAUGGUCUGGCUGCAGCGCGACUUGGGGCUUUACGUAAAUGGUCUCUUCGAUACGUACUUUGCCUGCGAGCAGCUGAGUUACUCGGGUCGAAGCCUUGCCUUCUUGCUCUCCAAAUUUGCCAAUUUCGAUGCCGACAAGCAGUAUCAAUUGGCUGACUGGCGCAUUCGCCCGAUCCCCGAAGAGAUGCUUUACUACGCUCGAUCCGAUACCCAUUACCUACUCCACAUCUAUGACCAGGUUCGCAAUGACCUCGUCUCCUCGUCAAAUCGAAGCGUACCAGAGCAGGACCUGAUAGGCCGUGCUCUGCAAAAAUCGAGAGAACUUUCCCUGUCUCGGCAUGUGCAUCCGGGUUAUAACGAGGAGACAGGAGAGGGCCCACGAGGCUGGUACAACUACGUGUUGAAGCAUUCACAUUUGUCCUACGACGCAGCUCAGUUCACACUGUUUAAGACUAUUUGGAAAUGGCGAGAUGAUACGGCCAGAAAAGAAGAUGAGAGCCCCAACUUUGUGCUGGGAACAACUCAUCUGGCUGACAUCUGCCGUGCCAAUCCUCCCGACGCCAAGGCUCUUCACAGCCUAAUGCCGCUCACAGCGCCCCUGGCCAGAUCUAGAAUCAACGAAAUUUGGGAGCGUGUUCUGGAAGCGAGUCAAAAUCCGGGACCUAGUCUGCUACAAUUCUUUGCAAGCAUUGCCCCAGACGCGGCGACGAGAAACGCUCUGCCCAAGGCGGGCCGCGACCUCACAAAGUUGCCUGACCUUGGUGGUGAAAUCGCCUACCGAAGCCUACCUCGCUCACGCCUAUUUGGCGACAUGCCCAUCAGCUCACGGCGGGACGGUUCCCGCGACGUGGAUCAAGGUCUGCAUGAAGAAGUUCCCUUCCCUUGGCAGAGGUUUGUUGCCUCGGUGCAAGAAGGCGCAGAAUUGGAGCAAGAUGCUUCUUCGCCUACAGAGCCAGAAGCUCUUCUGCCGCCGGCGCCUGCUCCUCCAGAGGAAGAUGAAGAGUUCACGUUGAAACGCGGAACGAAACGCAAGUCGGAAUCUGCGCCAGACGAAGAUUCAGAAACGAGCGAAGAGUCCGACUCUGACCAGGAUGAGGAGGGUGACAAGCCAAUGGAGCCAGCUCCUGCUGACGGCAUCAUUGAGAUUGACGACGAUCAGCCUCGGCCGAAGAAGCAACGCAAGGCUGCCAAGAAGCAAGCUGCACAGGAGAUACAAGAAAAGCGGGAAGCCAAAUUGGCAAAGAAGGCGCAGCGGCAGGCGGAGAAGGAGCAGAAGAAAAAGGCUUCGGACAAGAAGUAUAAUGCGGUGCCAUUUGAUUAUAGCAAGGCGACAUCCGUCAUGCACGCUAAACGUGACGGUGCUGCGGCGGCGGCGGCUCGCCCGGCAAAACCACAGAAGGUGUUUGAUCCAUACUCCAAGACUGGCGACGAUCCAAUGAAGGGCGCGAGAAAAGCGCCGCCAAUCAGAGGAGAGAGGAGUGCUACGUUUAAGAAAUGA